GUUUUCGCUUUGUUGGUCAGGGGGACUGCGCUCUAUUUCUCUACGACAACUACUACUACUACCACCGCCACCACUAUCAUCAUUAUAAGCAGCAGUAGCAGUAGUAGUAAGACAGCUACUAUAAAGCUCCGUCAUCACUACUGCUUCGUGUUCGACAACUACCACUACCACCACAACCACCACCACCACAAUUACUACUAGCGCCGCCAUCACAACACUAAGCGUUGGUUGGAUCUGCUCUUAGCUUUUUGUGGAAGCUGCCUACGACAACCACUGUCAUACACACACAGUCAGAUAGUCACGCGCACACACACACGGUCGCACGCACGCACACGCGCACGCACUCACACACACGCAAUUUUCACUUUCCUAAGCCAGCCAGUGAAGCUUUCACAUCGGUAGUCAACUAAUUCUGCUUCGUUUUUCCCUUCUCUCCUCUUUAACUACUGCUGCUGUUGUAUACAGACACAUAUCCACACACACACACACACACAUAUAUAUAUAUAUAUAUACACACACGUACACUUAUACACACCUAUUCAUACAUAUAUAUAUAUUUACACAUUUAUAUUAUAUAGUACUGUGUAUCUGUCUAUUCGUCAUUCGCUCUCUCAUUUUUCAUACACACACACACACCUGACGACUGUUUAGCGAACAGAUAUUCACACAACACAUAUAUAUAAUAAUAUAAUAUAUAACAGUUUUUUUUUUCAAAACCGGCAAAUAUCUGCAAAUAGCAGAAAAAAAAUAAUAUAUUUUCCUUAUAUUCCUCAAAGUCGGAGAUUUUGUCUUUAAAACAGGAGUGCUAUUACUGAAAAAUAUAAAAAGACAAACUUUUUCUCUGGAUGCCCUUCUAACGAGAGAUAAGACCUGGGCAUCAAAAGCUUCCCCAUCACAAGAUAACAGUUUCUAAAACUAAAACUUUCUCGAAAGAUUUUUUGGAUAUCUAUCAACCAAAUCAACUGAAUCAUGGGUGUUUUAGCUGGUCUUGUACGAUGCCUGUUCAUCCUCUUUAAUUUCAUCUUCUGGUUGUCUGGAGUGGCCAUCCUCGGGGUCGGAGUAUGGAUGGUUGUUGACCCCAACAUCGUAAACCGGUUUGAGAUAACGGUGGAAACGGAAGACCCGUACUUCAGGACAUCAUCCUACAUCUUAAUAGCGUUUGGUGUAUUUGUUUUCCUCGUUGGGUUCUGUGGAUGCUGUGGAGCAAUCCGAAAGAGCAAGUGUCUUCUCGGAUUUUAUUUCUUCUUCUUGCUGUGCAUCAUGGCCGGAGAACUGGCUGCAGGGAUCUUGGCUGCCCUUUAUAAGAAGGAGAUUCUUGGUGAAAACCUGGCAAGUAACCUGCAGAAGUUUGUCAAGACAAAAUACGGCACCCCCACCCACCAAGUCACUUCAACAACUUGGGAUAUCAUUCAGAUGGAGGGUAAGUGCUGUGGAGCCUUAGGGGCAAGGGACUACAUCAACAGCACAUGGUACGAAAGCUUCAACAGGACCAUGAAACUGCCCAGGUCUUGCUGUAAGAUGUCAAACAACAACCCUCUGGACCCGGAGUAUGUUGAGGAGAAUGAAUGCAUUAGCAUGAUCUCAGAAUUCAACACUAAGGGAUGUCGAGAUGAAAUGGCAAGCUGGAUCAGCAAGCACUUGGAUAUUCUGAUAGGUGUUGGCUGUGGUAUUGCAGUGUUGGAGAUGUUUGGCUUGAUCGUAUCCAUCUUCCUGUGCCGAGAAACGAACAGAGAGACUGCUUCCUGUUGAUCUGCUAUUGAUGUUGUUGUUGUUGUUGUUGCUGUUGUUGUUGUUGGUGAUAUGUGGCCAUUUUGCCUGUACUGUCGUGUUGAUUCUGCCCCCACCACUACCACUUCCAACCCAAACCUUUCUCUCGUUCCCUUCUUCCUUACCAUCUUCCACAAUUUAAAAAAAAAUACAAAA
Octopus bimaculoides (California two-spot octopus) is the source of this 1923-nucleotide messenger RNA. RefSeq names its product CD9 antigen. The record is from RefSeq and is a predicted model, not a curated record. NCBI's taxonomy places the organism in Eukaryota, Metazoa, Mollusca, Cephalopoda, Octopoda, Octopodidae. Gene Ontology annotation, cellular component: plasma membrane.